Lotus japonicus is the source of this 2709-nucleotide messenger RNA. RefSeq names its product protein OBERON 3-like. Gene Ontology annotation, cellular component: nucleus. Lineage: Eukaryota; Viridiplantae; Streptophyta; Magnoliopsida; Fabales; Fabaceae. The coding region runs from base 148 to 2478 and encodes 776 amino acids. The transcript has 2 exons. The record is from RefSeq and is a predicted model, not a curated record.
CGAGAUUCUCGCCUAUUCUCGGAAUUAUCCCUGUUUUGUGUGUCUCAACUGUUUUGGUCUUAGUCUCUGGUUUCUGUUAUUCGCUUAUUGUCUUUGCCUUUGUUGAGUUUCAUUGUCUCUCUUUCUCCUUGUCAGGUUCCAUCCACCAUGAUUGGAGGAGGUAAAGAUCUUCUUCCCAAUGGUGUUGACUCUGAUGGGGAUAACUCAAAGAGCAAAGGGUCACAGCACCAUGAUUUUGAAUACCAAAAGGAGAAAAAACCAGAGAAAGGUGUUGAUUAUCUGAAAAAUUCAGAUGUUGGUGUUAAUGGGUUUCAGUCAAUUUCCACAAAGGUUGGGAAUUCUGGGUUGCAAGAGUUGACCUUCAGCUACCUCUGUGAUAACCAAAAAUUGGGCCUUGCUGAGAAAGACAAAGAUAGAAGCCUGCUGAAUUCAUUGGAGAAAGGGACUUACAAAGGUAAAGAAGUUGUUGUUUCUGAAAAUUCCAAUCAGGAUGAGAAAUGGGUAGAAAGAGAUUUUCUUAGUUUGAGUGAAACUAGGGAGAAUUCUUCAAAGAGAAUCAUUGAGGAAAAGUGUGUAAGGGAAGAAGAUAAGGGGAAGAAGCAAAAGCUUGAGACGCUUAAUCUCUCUCUUGCUUUGCCUGAUGUGGCACUUUCUCUCACAGCUUCAAAAAAUGGGGAUGGUCAAAAACCUUUUAGGCCAAAACCUAGCAAGCCUUCAACUACUACAAUCAAUUCAUGUUCAAAUGAUUACACAGCAGCUUCUUUGUCACACUCUUAUUCUCACCCUUUUUCACACAACCCAAGUUGCUCAUUUACCCGUAAUUCGACAGAGAAUUUUGAGUAUUCACUCAGCAAAGAUAAUCCAAUUUGGUACUGCGGGGAAGGGACUAAUGGAUCAGUUCAUAGCAGGUUCAAGCCAAUAGGAGAUGGGGUUGCUUUGGCCAAUCAUGGUGGUGGGACUAGUCAGUUUAAAGCUACUAGUUCUGAUAAUAACCAUUCGAUUUUCCCCUCAGAAUUGCCUGCUAGGCCUAGAUUUGAAGCUCAACAAUCAGAGGGCUCAAGGGGCAAGAAUUCUGAGAAUCUGAGAGAAAUUGGGAAGAUUUCUAGACCUGAGAGAAUUCUAAGAGAAAUUGUUUCUGAGUCAAUUCCCGCCAUGGCACUAACAUUUCAGGAGUUCACUGAUGAUGUGGUGGCAUCAAUUAAGGAGUAUUUGAAAAACCUCAUUGAAAUUCCAGGUGGGAAAGAAGAAUUUGUGAACCUUCGGAACCGGCUUGAGAGAAGAUCUGACCUUACCAAAGAAGCUCUUUUGAAGUGCCAUAAAGAGCAAUUGGAGAUUUUAACUGCCAUCAAGAUGCGGCUUGGAAGUUUCUUAUCAGGUAAGUUUCAAUUCUCUGACAUGGUGGAGGUUUUCUUGUUUAUGAGAUGUAGAAACUUGAACUGCAAGAGCUUGCUUCCUGUUGAUGACUGUGACUGCAAGAUUUGCUCUGGAAAUAAGGGAUUUUGCAGUUCUUGCAUGUGUCCUGUUUGUUUGAGCUUUGAUUGUGCAAGUAAUACUUGUAGUUGGGUUGGUUGUGAUGUUUGUUCCCACUGGUGUCAUGCUGCCUGUGCCAUUGAGAGGAAUCUAAUCAAACCCGGGCCAAGCUUGAAGGGUCCUUCAGGGACCUUUGAGAUGCAGUUUCAUUGUGUUGGCUGUGGACACCCUUCAGAAAUGUUCGGGUUCGUUAAAGAAGUCUUUCUGUGCUUUGCUAAGGAUUGGAGCCUAGAAACGUUGAUGAAAGAGCUUGACUGUGUAAGGAAGAUUUUCCGCCCAAGCAAAGAUCGCAAAGGGAAGGAAUUGCACAUCAAGACAGAUGAUAUGUUGUUGAAGCUUCAAGCUAAACUGGUAUCUCCUCGUGACGCCUGCAAGUACAUCAUACAUUUUUUCAGCUAUGCGGAUGCCUUGUCCGACAUUUCUUCUUCUGGUAUAUCUUCAAAGGAUUUGUCAGCAUCUCAGGCUAACCUCACAAUGGAGGCACCACCAUUUUCACAAUCUACUUCUCUAAAAUAUACUUAUGAGUUGAGUCAUUCUAAGUCAAAUGAUCUCCAUCAGAAAGACUUCAAAGCCUCAAUGUCAAGUGGACUGAAAAAUGAGACUGAUUUUGACUUGGAUGAUUUGUUAAGGAAAGGUGGGCUUGAAAGCUUGGAGAGCAUUGUGAGGAUAAAGGAGGCAGAAGCCAGAAUGUUCCAGACCAAGGCAGAUGAAGCGAGGAGAGAGGCAGAAGGGUUCCAUAGGAUGAUCAAGACAAAGGCAGCGCAAGUGGAAGAAGAGUAUGCUGAACAGCUUGGAAAACUGAGUUUGCAAGAGACGGAGGAAAGGCGGAGGAAGAAAUUAGAGGAGCUCAACAUGUUGAAAAAUUCCCAUUUUGAUUACUUCAAAAUGAAAAUGAGAAUGCAAGAUGAGAUUGAUAGUUUGUUGAAGAGAAUGGAGGUAACAAAGUAGCGAUGUGUUUAGGAUUUGUUGUUAUUUUUCUUCAAAAAAUUAUAUAUUUAUUAUUUUUCUAAGAAUCUGGAUAAUGUAUUUAAUUUGUUGAUCUGCUGCAAUUUCUUUUUUAUUCAGAAUAGAUAACCUUUUUUUUGAUAAAUUCAACCAUUGAGAUUUUUGUAAGGGUUGAUUGCUAUGUAAGUCUCAUUUUGCUAAUGUUGAUAAUAAGUAUUGAAAAAGGUAAAGUUA